Molecule: messenger RNA, 966 nt
Organism: Meloidogyne enterolobii
Lineage: Eukaryota; Metazoa; Nematoda; Chromadorea; Rhabditida; Meloidogynidae
Source: the annotation of a GenBank genome assembly
CAAUUUUAUCCUUGUUUUUCAUCUUUAACUCAUUGUUUUUGUGGUUUAGUGGAAAAAUCUUAGUUUUAUCCUUUCAAAAAUGGUCAAGGUUCGAACCCUCUUCUCGAAAAAUAUUAUAUUUUUAUUUCAACAAUUCAGCCUUAUUUCCCUUUUCACCCUUUUUUCUCAUCAAAAUAAAUUUUUUCAAUUUUUCCAGUCACUUCUCUUCGAAAUUCUUGGCGUAUUUUAAACAUUUGUUUUCGUCGAGAACGUAGGAAGUCUGACUCCAAAUGGAAAUUUCUUCAAGAAAUGGCUUUUCUUAAUAAUACAAACACUCAAAAACAGAAAAGAAGUCUUGACGAAAAACCAAAAAGGAAAAAACGGGCAAAAAAAGAAGAAAUGACUGAAGAAACCGAAAAUAAUAAAAAUGAAGGAUUUGACUUGAUAAAUUCUUUAAUUGAUUUAAAUGAAGGAAAUUUAACAACUGAUGAUUCUCCUUCAGAUUUGACAAUGCUUGAUGCUGAAUUUGGGAAUAAUGGAGGAGAAAAUAAUCUUAUUAAUAAUAAUGAGGAUAGCGGGAAUGAAGGUCUACAAAUUAUUGAAGACGCUGAAUCUGCUGAAAAUGUUAUAGAAGAACAACAACCGGUUAAUAAUACUAAUAAUGAUGAAAACACUAAAAAUAGUAAUAAUGAAGAUGCUAAAAGUAUUGCAACUGCUAUAAUUCAUGAGACACCAAACAAAACAAUAGACACAGCAAAAACGUUUACUGCUAUUAAUGAUACCACUACUACCACCACCAUUUUGGAAGACACAACUGAAGAUGAUUCUCUUUUAUUAGGAAAAAUGGUUGUUUGUACUCAUCGAAUUUUAAAAUCUGAAGGAAUGGAUUGUGAAGCUAUUGGUUUGGAAAAAAGUGUUUACGAUUUAUUAAUAAAUUAUAAACAAAUGAGGGCAGAAUAUGCCAAGAAAAUUAAAGGAGAGAAGUGA